Molecule: messenger RNA, 306 nt
Organism: Ochlerotatus camptorhynchus
Lineage: Eukaryota; Metazoa; Arthropoda; Insecta; Diptera; Culicidae
Exons: 1
Coding region: 1-306 (101 amino acids)
Source: RefSeq, a predicted model, not a curated record
AUGAAUGGAAAUGAUGGUAGCAAAAUUCAAAUUGCAUUUUCCAAGCAGAACUACUUGACAGAGUCGACCAACCCGAUCAGCUUCAAGGUUUACAGCGUCUCCAAGAACAAUCGCUUCCCAGGCCAGCAAAAAUCGCAUUCUCCACUUCUUCAAUACCCCACCCGGAUGCCGUCCGAGCUGCUGACUGCAUUCACCACCAAGGAUUGCCACCCGUCGCAAGUGCGAAUGCUCCCGCUGAAAUCGGAAAGUUCCUCCUCCGGAUUGGUCGAGUUCCCGAGCGUAGCCCUAGCGGUGACGCUAUCAUGA